Molecule: messenger RNA, 5395 nt
Organism: Dromaius novaehollandiae (emu)
Lineage: Eukaryota; Metazoa; Chordata; Aves; Casuariiformes; Dromaiidae
Gene: PPP2R3A
Product: protein phosphatase 2 regulatory subunit B''alpha
Exons: 14
Coding region: 1735-5166 (1143 amino acids)
Biological process (GO): protein dephosphorylation
Cellular component (GO): protein phosphatase type 2A complex
Molecular function (GO): protein phosphatase regulator activity; calcium ion binding
Source: RefSeq, a predicted model, not a curated record
UGAUGCCUGCUUUGGGAAAUAAGUUUUCCAGUCGUUGAUGUAAAACAGCAUCCUCCCUCAGUCAUUUUGUGUGACUCUCAGACGUGGUAGGUCUGCUCUCACGGUUUAUGUAGAGAGAAAGAAAAGUUAUUGGAGAGCUUUGAGGAGUUUGUCAGCGUUGUUAAGGCUUCUCUCAGUUUUGUGAAGCCAUUUAUUUCGCGCCUGCUAAUGCUGAGGAAUUGAAGCAAGAGACAAUGCAUCUGUUCAUUUUUUAUAUAUCUGAAUUAACAUUGUAUAUAAGUUGAGAUAAUCUACAUUUCACUCUGUAUAAAAUCACAAAGCUAAAGGUCCCUGAUGGCAGAGAGCCUGUUUCCACUGCCUAGACCUCUGCAACCACUGUCAUACAUCAUUAUUUUGUGCCUGUCAUUGUACCACGGUGCCACGUUAAAGGUAGCUGUGGUCAGAGUGCCUUGAGUUCAAGUUGACUGAUGUAACAUUGGAAAACAAAUACGCGAGAGAUUCACUGGUAAAGCAUCCGUUUUGUCUCCCUCCGCUGCAGCCCGCACAGCGGGUGGUGAGUGCUGUGGCCCAGACAGUCCGGAGGUCUGUAUAGCAUUAGAGUGGUCUAACACUGUUGGUAGCCCCAGCAGCGUAAAUAGGAUGCUGCACAGUGGAAUUUGUUUUUUCCUGAAGUUUUAUGUAAGGGCUGUUCCCCAUCCUUCACCCAGUUGCCCUCUUUCUCCUCUCCACCCUCCCCCUCAAACUGCUCGGAACUGAUAACUGCAUGUACGAUAUCUUGGCGCGGUGCAGAGGUUGCUCUGCAAUCUUAAUUCACUUCCUGCUGUAUAAAGUUUUACAACGCUGUCUUUACUUAAAUUAUUGUAUGCUAUUUUUCCCCCAUGAGACUGGGUUUUCUCCUGUUACACAGGAUUGAACUUUUCUCAGGAAUAAGUUAGAGCUGAGAACUUGUGCUUCAAUUCUGGCAGGAUUUGGACGGUGAAGUGGGACUGUGGGAAUGAAAGAAUUUUCUCAUUCAUAAUUAAGGCAGUUUAGGGCCGGCUUACAGAAACGGGUUCAUAUGUGUUGCUAGGCAAGCCUCUUCCACCAGACUUUCCACUGUUGUAUUUUCACUACUGCUUAGGUCCCCCUGGAUCAGAUCUGCAGAAUUUCUGACUAACAACUGGAAGAGAAGUGAGCAGGAGCUGUGCUUUGAGCAUAUAAACCAUUAUAUAGCGUCACAUACUUCAGAAAGUCAGGCCUCGGGCAUGUCAAACUAGGCACCAGAAACUGAGGGACCUACCUUACCGGCGUGAGAGGGGGAUCACACAAGCAUACUGUGGAUUUCUUGUCUGUACAUGCUACUUGAUUGUGGUCUGUUUUUUACCGAUCCACCCAAAAAGAGAGAAGAAGAAUCAAGCGAAAAUCGUCGUCGCUUCUGCCUGAGAGCUGGCUGAAUUUUAUGACGCCUGCUGGGGAAACUACCUGGGCUGUUAGUAAGGGAGCAGCUGGUGCUGCAUCUCUGGUCGGCAAAGCUCUCUGCAUGGAGUACAGUGAUCAAGUUGCCUUAACUCAAACCGUAUGCGAGUUGUACUAAUUGCUGUAACCGUAUUGCUGAUACCACUCCAGACUUCAAUAGAGAUUUCCAAGACAGUAGUUUCUCAUGUAGUGUGAAUAUUUUCAAUUGACAUUUGAAUGUUUCUGUUAAAUCUGGCGUGGCUGUGAAAAGCGGAGGGUGAAUUUUUUCCUGCUAAGUUCAUGGUGAAUUUUGAAGCCUUACUACCAAGUGGGAUCCAUGCUAUGGCAGCAACCUACAGGCUUAUGGUCACCACUGUGAACUGCUACAGCAGUGUGGUGAUAGACCGUCACUUUCAGCGCACAGUGCAUUACUGUACGGGGACUUGCCAGGUGUUUAAGCAAGGAGUCACGUGUAUAGUUGCUCAUCACAGUGUUUGUGCGGAGCUCAAUGUCCAAGAUGCCAACCUAGACCCUAAACUUCCUGUUCCUGAAAAUGGGUUUGCCUUGUCUGGGAAUGAGGACUAUCACCAAAUCCUCCCAAGUAAUCCGAGGCUGAAAAAGGGCUCUUCAAUGCAAGCCACUGGCAGUUUAAAAGACAUUACUGGGGAGGCAAUAAACCUUGCCAGUGGGAAAAUAAAGGAAUUCUCCUUUGACAAGCUCAAAAACUCUUCCAGUCACGUUGCCUACAGAAAGGGGAGGAAAGUUCGAUCAGAAUCAUUCAGCAGACGAUCUUUUGAUUUUGAUUUGAUUUAUGGGCACUUCAACAAUGAUGAGAAUUGCCCUCCGUGUGGCUUUUUGCAGAGUCCCUCACCUGGGGAGAAAUGGCAGGAGAGCAAUGACUCUCCAGAAGUCGGCAUGAAUUCCAUGGCUCCCUUCACCCCUCAGUCCUUCUUUGAAGAAAACUUCAUUACCCAAAUUUUGGAAAAACACAAGCUGGAUGGUUCUUCUGGUGGAGAUAUUAAGGUGUGCUUAGACAUCCUGCUCAAGUGCUCAGAGGAUCUGAAAAAGUGCACAGACAUCAUAAAGCAUUGCAUCAAAAGGAAGUCUGCAGACAAUGUUAGUGGGGGGAACAAUAGUGAUCCCCUGGCUAAUUCAGAAAUGAUAUAUAUGAAUCUGAUGACAAGAUUUUCUUCAUACCUAAAAAAGCUACCAUUUGAGCUCAAGUCACCUGGGCUCAAGGAAGCCAGUGACUUGGCAGACUUAGUUAACUGUUUUCAUGGAAUGCAGCAGACUCCCUUUCCCACAGUAUUUGGAGAUGAGCAACCACCUAGGUAUGAAGAUAUUAUCCAGCUGCCAUCUUCAGGAGCAGCUCCUCUCGGACUACCAGGUGAUCAGUGCGAGGUGACAAGCACCACUCAGUCCAUCCAAACAAGUACUGUGAGCUUUACCUCAAGCUCCCUGCACAGUACCACGCAGGAGAGCAGCGUGAGAGCUGUGAACGAUGCUUGCGCUCUACCUCAGUUACCCCCCACAAGCCCUUCUGACUGCACAUCUUCCACAGAGGCUCUGUACAUUGAAGAAGAAUCAGAUGGGGAAAGAGCAUCAGAGAAGGUAAAGAAGGCAGAGGAGAAAGGCGACUGGGAGAGUGUACAGCGCAGCUACCGGCCAGCUGGCUGUUCGGAUCUAACUGCAAAUGUUAAAGCAGAACGUGCUGGAGCGGGAGCUGGCGACCUAGCCCGUGCUUCUGAGAAAACUACUUUUUUAAAGCCAGUUUUGGAUUCUGCUCUGGGUGGUUCCCAAGCUGAUGUCUCUAAAGGAGAACAGAUGUGCAGUAAGACGGACAAAGAUGAGAUAGACAAACUGCUGCUGGACUUGGAGUGCUUCUCACAGAAAAUGGAGAGUACUUUGAGGGAACCCUCUCUCAAGGAGAGUGAACCUGCCCGUUUGCAGGUGUUCGGCUGGCAGGGUAGGCAGGUACUACCUCUGGCUCUUGAACCCAAAAGUAAACCCGUUGAUCCCACUAGCCCUUUGUCAAAAAUCAUGGAAACCAAUGGUCAUAAAAUGGAAGAAGAUGACAAAGCCCUUUUACUGCGUAUCCUGGAAAGCAUUGAGGACUUUGCCCAGGAACUGGUGGAAUUCCAAACAGGCAAAGGAAGCUUGUCCAAGGAGAAGGAAGUGAUGCGGAUUCUGCAGGAAACUUUAACGACUCCUUCGCAGUCCCUGCUCGCAGGGCAAAAAGGCUGCGCUGGGGCUGCCUCCAGAGACUCUGUUCCCGCUUCAAUUCAGCAGGCCCCAGAAGUCAUUAAGGUUCAAAACAAACCAGAGAAGAAACCUGGAACUUCAUCCUCAGUCCCUUUGAACUCGGUGGUUAGCCCGUGUGCUCCUCUGCCUGCGAAUAAAGCCACCAGCAGCGCCCCUUUGUCCAUAAACAUUCCACGUUUCUACUUCCCCAAAGGACUUCCGAAUGUCUGCACUAAUCACGAGGAGGUCAUCGCCAGGAUUGAAGAAGCCUUUACAGAGUUUGAGGAUGAGAAAGCAAGCAUCUGUGAAAUGGGGAAAAUUGCUAAGAUAUGUGGCUGCCCGCUCUACUGGAAAGCACCUAUGUUCAGUGCAUCAGGAGGAGAAAGGACAGGAUGUGUAUCUGUACACUCAUUUGUAACCGUGUGGAGAAAGGUCCUACGUAACUGUCAUGACGAUGCAUCCAGAUUCACAUACCUUUUAGCGAAACCCAGCUGUGACUACCUAGAGCAGGAGGACUUCAUCCCGCUGCUUCAGGAUGUGGUGGAAACACAUCCUGGCCUGACGUUCCUGAAGGAUGCUCCGGAAUUCCAUUCCCGGUAUAUCACGACGGUUAUACAGAGAAUAUUCUACACAGUCAAUCGAUCCUGGUCUGGGAAGAUCACUCUAACAGAGCUGAGGAAAAGCAACUUCUUGCAAACUCUUGCUCUCUUGGAAGAAGAGGAUGACAUAAAUCAGAUCACAGAUUAUUUUUCCUAUGAGCACUUCUAUGUCAUAUACUGUAAAUUCUGGGAGCUGGACACUGACCAUGAUCUUUACAUCAGCCAGAAGGAUCUGGCUAGGUACAGUGAUCAAGCUUUAUCAAACAGAAUUAUCGAGCGAAUAUUCAGCGGCGCUGUGGUGAGAGGAAAUGAAGUCCAGAAGGAAGGCCGGAUGAGCUAUGCCGAUUUUGUGUGGCUGCUGAUUUCGGAGGAAGACAAAAGGAGUGCUACAAGUAUUGAAUACUGGUUUCGGUGCAUGGACCUGGAUGGGGAUGGGGUGCUCUCCAUGUAUGAACUGGAGUACUUCUAUGAGGAGCAGUGUGAGCGGAUGGAAGUGAUGGGCAUAGAACCACUGCCAUUUCAUGACUUGCUGUGUCAGAUGCUUGACCUUGUUAAGCCAGAGAGGGAUGGAAGAGUAACCUUGCGAGACCUGAAGAGGUGCAGAAUGGCUCAUGUAUUCUACAACACCUUCUUCAAUUUAGAGAAGUAUCUGGACAAUGAGCAGAGGGAUCCCUUUGCAGUGCAAAAGGACAUUGAAAAUGAUGGCCCCGAACCCUCUGACUGGGACAGGUACGCUGCUGAAGAGUACGAGAUCCUUGUGGCUGAGGAGUCUGGAAACGAACAGUUACAAGAAGGAUCAUUUGAAGAAGACUAUGACGCAGAUGAAGUCUUAUCUCCCUCUGAAACUGGAGACAAGUCAGACAAACUAGUUAUCUCAGAUCUCUCAGCAUAGAGAAACGGAAGACAUGUAAUCAGUAUCUGUCAAACUGGAUAGCAGUCAGUCCUAAGACACUUAAGGGAUUUGUCUUAAAUCCCUCAUUGGAGCAAUGUGCUUUAUUUUGUACACUGUAAUUUGAGAAUCCUUUUUCUCUUCCUGUGUAACUGCAAUAAGGUAAUUUCUAUAAAAGGCUUUUUACAAUGUGUUAUUGUGCACGCUCAUUAAAAAUGGUGGUUGCACCUUG